AUGGCUUCUCAUUUCCUUGGCCUUCCGACCGAGCUUCGCUUCCAGAUUUACACCUAUCUUUACACUGGCGAGAGAGCCUGCUUCGGACAUCAUGGUCGACUACGCAAAGUCAAGGCGUCCGAUGAGACGCCCUCGAGAUUGGCAUUCGACGACACGCCCGCACUGUUCCUCGUGUCGCGACAUAUCGCCUCGGAAGCUCGAUCCGUCUACUUCUCCAACGUCACGUUACAAUGCGGUCUAGAGGGGAGGUCCGAAUCGCCACAACUCUCCAGAUGGCUCAUAAACAUCGGGGACGAGUCCAGCAAGCUGCUACGCCAUUUCGAGUUCCGCUGGGAUAACUAUGUCGACAUCGCCAUCGACCUGACCUUGCUCGCGUCUCACAAACGUGAGCAAUCUGCGGCUGCGACGAGUCUCUGCCCUUCCAAAUGUGUCAUGCCGGCGAUGGGUUAUGCAGAAUGUGACCCGACGUCCACCAAGACGCCUUGCGAAGCAUGUAAGAUGUGCAACGAUUCUUCAGCUGUUUUCGCCAAGGUCGGUCUUAACAGUAUACUAGACCAACCUCCGCUCGUUGCCAUCUCACACCCACCAGAGGAUGAUUGCCAGCUCAGAGCAGCAUCUCCGGAGUCGACCUUGUCCAGUGUUACAUGCGCAAUCCUCGACAGAGUGGAGACCACCACGCACGGCGAGGCGUCGCCGACCGUGCUUCAAUACGUGGAACACGAAUCGUGCCCGGAGCCCAUCACCUCUCCCCCGACCGGAGCCGUGUCUCCAGGUACCCAUGCCGUGGCCCUUCUGCCCUCAAUCCAGAAGCUCUUCGAGCCGCCCAGGAGCGUCCGCGUGGGCCACGGGCACAACGUGACGGUCCAAGGGAUGAACGAUGCCAGCCAACAGGACCUCUGGCGCGCGAUGGACACGCCCGCCUUCUGCGACCGUCUCUCGACCGCCAUCUCCAACCAUCUCCACGCCCUCCUGCAAGAGAAGACGGUGCCUUUCAUGACGGGCGGCGAGAUCACCCAGCUGGUCCGCGAAGUCAACCUACACGCAUCGAGUAUGAAAUGGCUGUUCUUUUGA
Messenger RNA from Dissoconium aciculare CBS 342.82, 1071 nucleotides. RefSeq lists its product as uncharacterized. Lineage: Eukaryota; Fungi; Ascomycota; Dothideomycetes; Mycosphaerellales; Dissoconiaceae. The record is from RefSeq and is a predicted model, not a curated record. The transcript has a single exon. The coding region runs from base 1 to 1071 and encodes 356 amino acids.